Molecule: messenger RNA, 1769 nt
Organism: Dicentrarchus labrax (European seabass)
Lineage: Eukaryota; Metazoa; Chordata; Actinopteri; Moronidae
Product: Protein YIPF5-like
Exons: 6
Coding region: 163-921 (252 amino acids)
Biological process (GO): vesicle fusion with Golgi apparatus; endoplasmic reticulum to Golgi vesicle-mediated transport
Cellular component (GO): trans-Golgi network; membrane
Source: RefSeq, a predicted model, not a curated record
ACAUCCCUGAGACCAGGCCUAAAUAUAGCCAACUAUUAAUAGAAUAUCCUAACAGACUGGGCCUCACAUGUUCUCUGCCCUGACGACACUACACAACUCUGAAGUGGCUGGGAGGAAGUGUUCCGCACUGUUUGGCUGUGUUCUACACUACCUGUAAACAGCAUGGGGGACUUCCAGCAGUUUGAGCAGGACUUCUACCAGACAGGAUAUUUCAUAGAUGACCAGGGUCAGGCUGUGGCCUACUACGAGACCUAUAAUUCUUCAAGUCCUGCAUAUUACGAUGAUGGAUCACAGGCUUUCAUGCCAGAUACUCUGGAUCCUUCCAUGGAGCAACAGUCCACUGGACACUUCUACCAACCUGCAAUGCCUUCUGGGACUGUAGGAAGCACGGGCACAGAUUCUUACGAAGAGGAACCUCCCCUUCUUGAGGAACUUGGCAUUAAUUUUGACCACAUCUGGCAGAAGGCAUUGACAGUGUUGAACCCUUUUAAGACUGCAGAUGGCAGCAUCAUGAAUGAGACUGAUCUGACAGGUCCCGUCGUCUUCUGCAUUGCACUGGGGGGGACUUUAAUGAUGGCAGGUAAAGCUCACUUUGGUUAUGUGUAUGGGACCAGUGCUACAGCCUGCAUUGGGAUGUACAUUCUGCUGAGUCUGAUGAGUUCCCUGGCAGUGUCUUUCGGCUGUGUGGCCAGUGUCCUGGGCUACUGCCUUCUGCCCAUGGUGGCCCUCUCUGCACUCGCUGUGUUCUACUCUUUACAAGGCAUCCUGGGUACAGUUCUGGCCUUGGUAGGGAUUUGUUGGUGUAGUUUCUCCGCCUCCAAGAUCUUCAUCUCCACCCUGGCUAUGGAGGGCCAGCAGCUGCUGGUGGCGUACCCCUGCGCUCUGUCCUAUGGGCUCUUUGCACUGCUCACUGUAUUUUAGCUAUCACCAGAUUGAACCUAGAAGGAAAUCUUUAUAAUUCAAAAUGUUUUUUCACUUCCUUUUCAGAGUUAAAGGGUAGUUCUGUUUUUACCCCUUUCUAUUUGUCUGUUUAGGUAACGCUUUCACUUUGUUUAUAAGGUCCAGUGUGUAACAUUAAGGAGGAUCUAUUGGCAGAAAUGGAAUAUAAUAUAUAUAUAAUAUAUAAUACUCAUAGGUAAGUUUUCAUCAGUAUGUAAUCACUACAUAGCGAGUGGAUCCUCUGUAGUCCAUCAUUUGAACCACCCUGUUCUACAAUAGCCCAGAAUGGACAAACCAAACACUGGAGACAGAGAGGGCCUUUCACAUUUUUUUGUGACCUAGUUUCUCUUUUCUUCCCUUGAGUCUUUGAUCCCAAUCUGCAGUCUCACCACUAGAUGCCACUGAAUCCUACAUGCUGGUCCAACUAGGGGUCGCCGAAGCUUCACGGGGGGUUGAGAGUACUUUUAAGGGGUAUAAGAAAACAUACAAAUAUACACAUUUGGCCAAUUUAUUUUGUUAAUUUCUGUGAAGAAAACUUUUGAUUGUUGUUAAAGAUCUAAACUUUAAAGACCUGAACACAAAAUUCACAGAGCCUUCACACUCUAAACAGUCCUUGCAUUAGAAAAGUAUGCAGUUAAAAGAACCAAUACUGAGUAAUAAUUUACUCAGUGAUCUGUAGCAGAGCAAGCAGGGUGCAGAUAGUGUGACUGCCCCGGGCUGACCCAAUCUGCCUGACUGAGCAUGCAUCGUUGUUGUUUAACUGAAUAUUUUGAAUGAGAUUUGUUUGUGUGUCUUGAUUGUGGCAAUAAAAAAAAAAAAAAAAAAAAAAC